Helianthus annuus (common sunflower) is the source of this 1089-nucleotide messenger RNA. Its product is annotated as NADH--cytochrome b5 reductase 1. The coding region runs from base 90 to 911 and encodes 273 amino acids. Gene Ontology annotation, biological process: electron transport chain. Lineage: Eukaryota; Viridiplantae; Streptophyta; Magnoliopsida; Asterales; Asteraceae. Gene Ontology annotation, molecular function: cytochrome-b5 reductase activity, acting on NAD(P)H. The transcript is spliced from 10 exons. The record is from RefSeq and is a predicted model, not a curated record.
UAUAGAUAUAAAUACACACACUACAUCAUACAAUAUUAACUCUUAAUCUACUCAAAUUUCUGUCUCCUUUCUCCCACUUCCUCUUUCUGAUGGAUUUCCUGGAAGAACAUGAGAUCCCGAUUGUCAUUUCGGUUUUUUCGGUUUCCAUUGUUGCAUUCUUACUUUUCUCCAAGAAACCUAAAGGAUGCAUAGAUCCUGAUAAGUAUAGGGACUUCAAGCUGGUGAAACGCACACAACUUAGCCAUAACGUCGCUAAAUUCAGAUUCGCUCUUCCUACGCCUUCUUCCGUCUUGGGACUUCCUAUUGGACAGCAUAUUAUUUGCCGGGGUACGGAUAGCCAAGGUCAAGAGAUAACUAAACCAUACACCCCGACCACUUUGGAUACCGAUGCUGGUUAUUUUGAGUUGGUUAUUAAGAUGUAUCCACAAGGCCGUAUGUCCCACCACUUCAGAGAGAUGAAAGAAGGUGACUAUCUGUCUGUCAAGGGACCAAAGGGGGAGUUCAAGUAUCGACCUGGUGACGCUAGAGCAUUCGGAAUGCUUGCUGGUGGUUCAGGUAUCACUCCAAUGUUUCAGGUUGCCAGAGCUAUUCUAGAAGACGAAUCAGACAAGACCAAGUUGGAUCUCAUCUAUGCGAAUGUCACCGUUGAUGACAUCCUUCUUAAGGAAGAAUUGGACACACUUGCUACUAAAUACUAUGGCCGCUUCAAAGUUUACUACGUAUUAGAGCAGCCACCCGAGGGAUGGACAGGUGGCGUUGGCUUUAUAUCCAAGGAAAUGAUCGAAGAACAUCUUCCUGAACCGGCUUUUGAUAUUAAGAUCCUAAGGUGUGGGCCGCCCGCGAUGAACAAGGCAAUGGCUGGUCAUCUUGAAGCUUUGGGAUAUGAACCACGUGCACAAUUUCAGUUCUGAAUCUGAACCUACUUAUGUGAGAAGGGUCUGUAGAUUUUGUUGUGUUUAAAAUCUUAUUUGAAUAAACUGUGUUAUGGUAGGACAUCCCAUUAUCAGUCUGAGACAUGUGAUUUGUAAUUUGUUGCAUGCAAACUGGAAUAAUUUCGAAAUCAUAGGUGCAAUACCUCUUUUUUUAUUA